Messenger RNA from Hansenula anomala, 269 nucleotides. Its product is annotated as OST5 family protein. Gene Ontology annotation, biological process: protein N-linked glycosylation. The record is from RefSeq and is a predicted model, not a curated record. The transcript has 4 exons. Bases 1 to 264 code for a protein of 87 amino acids. Lineage: Eukaryota; Fungi; Ascomycota; Saccharomycetes; Phaffomycetales; Wickerhamomycetaceae.
AUGGGAAUCGCUGAAUCUUUUGAAUUAAUGGCAGCUGAAUAUAACAAUGCAUCUGUCUGGAAAGCUCCUAUAAGUUAUGACUUGAAUGGGAUAUUAGCCUUGGUAUUUUUGUUAUUCUCCUUCUCUAUAAUUUCAGUCAUUACUCUAAGUGAUAAAUCAUCAUUCCAAGGAAGUGUUAGAUAUGUUAUCCUAAGUGCAAUUGGAUCACUUUUAUUUGGUUUUGGUAGUGUGUUGUUUUCUAAUUACGUUGGUGUUUAUGUUUAGUUGGA